ACACCACGAAGGAACCUUUUUUAGACUCGUAACACUAACCCAUGAAGCCCGCAGCUCCUGUGCUUCGCCCAGAUCUGCGCAUCUGUUCCUUACCUUUGCUCGAUUUCGCUUCUGGCUUACUUGAUUCCACUGGAUUUAGACUUGCUGGAGUAGCUUCCGUUGAAGCAAACACUAAGCCUCUUUAUCCUUCGUUGCUUCCAUUCUUGGAUCAUUGAAUAACUCUGCUGAAAUUAACUUACCCCAAACUCUUGAAUACAAAGAUCUUUGAUUGGGCCAAACAGAAGCAUGGCUCAGACUGAUACCCUGGAAGGCAUCAAGGGAGGUGGAGGGUCCAUUAAGGUGGGGACCAUUGGAACAAUCAGUUCCUUGAUGACAAGGGAAUUGGAGCAGCAGAACUCUCCUGCACCACACAAGCAGGUAACGUCAAGAACUAAACCUCGAGCACUUUCUAGUAAUAAUAAUACUACUCCUAGAAAACUACAUCCAAGAAAAUCAUUUGAUGAAGCUAGCAGCAGCAGUGGAAUCCACAGAAGCACCAAAAUUCCCCAGAAAACAAAAUCUAAUGGUAGACAUAGCCAUCGAGCACCCAUGCUUGGUUUUGACAGCUUUGUGGACAGAAGUCCAAUGAGGGAGAAAAAUGAUAAGAAGAUACCUAACAUUGUUGAAGUUGUGGACAUAAAAUGUGGCAGCUCAGAUAAAGCCUGGGCUACUCCUCUAACAAAUCGCCUCAAGAAGCUGGGUUUCUCAAAGCUUUCUGAGACCAUUAACUAAGCCUGCAAAUUCUUCAUAUCUGACUUCAGGUUCUUGUAACUGAGAGCAGAGGUCCUAUUCUGGCCUACCCUUGUCUGAAGAUGAUACAUGCAACAUUAGGAGCGCGCUGCUACUUGCUCCUGUUAUCUCCUUACUAGCUACUUUGAACACAUUAGCAACUCUUGAAUCAGCCCUAACUAAGGAACCCUCAUUGUUGAUCUGGGACCUGUUCGCUCGGAGAUUGUAACAUACUUGAUUUCUUUCAUGACUGGGGACCCAAUUGUUCCUCUGGUUUAUCCUUCUACAAGAGGGAACUCUGCCAUCUCUUUUGGAUCGCGUGUGUAAAGAAUGCUGUAUUUUUACUUGUCUUGUUUGGGUGGUUUUGUGGAGAAACCAAAAUGUAAAUAAAGAAGACUAGUCUCUGGUUUUUUCUCGUGGAAAUUGCAUACUUUGGGGCAUUUUCAUACUGAUGAAGGUCAGUUACAGCAGUAACUAGAAUCUUCUCCCCUGUAUCAAAAUGUUUGAUACUACUGAGAAAUAUUCUAUCAUAUUCUUCCCGCUUCUAUUGUGAAGAAAAUUCAUAUUCUAA
Messenger RNA from Neltuma alba, 1339 nucleotides. RefSeq lists its product as uncharacterized. The record is from RefSeq and is a predicted model, not a curated record. The coding region runs from base 286 to 771 and encodes 161 amino acids. NCBI's taxonomy places the organism in Eukaryota, Viridiplantae, Streptophyta, Magnoliopsida, Fabales, Fabaceae. The transcript is spliced from 2 exons.